Pseudopodoces humilis (Tibetan ground-tit) is the source of this 3933-nucleotide messenger RNA. It is a transcript of the gene CNTNAP4, whose product is annotated as contactin associated protein family member 4. NCBI's taxonomy places the organism in Eukaryota, Metazoa, Chordata, Aves, Passeriformes, Paridae. The record is from RefSeq and is a predicted model, not a curated record. Gene Ontology annotation, molecular function: calcium ion binding.
AUGAAUGUGAACAUGGAUUCUGUCACUGAAAUCUUCUUGAAGCUGCUCUUUAUCCUGUCUGUUCAUCACCAGCAUACAGCAGUGGCAGGAAAUAAAUAUAAUUGUGAUGAUCAGUUGGUUUCUGCUUUGCCUCAGUCAUCAUUCAGUAGCUCUUCAGAGCUGUCUAGCAGUCACAGCCCUGGAUUUGCAAAGCUUAAUCGAAGAGAGGGUGCUGGUGGCUGGUCUCCACUUGUGUCCAAUAAGUAUCAAUGGCUGCAGAUUGAUCUUGGUGAAAGAACUGAGAUUACUGCUGUUGCUACUCAAGGUGGUUACGGGAGCUCAGACUGGGUAACAAGCUACCUUCUGAUGUUCAGUGACAGUGGACGAAAUUGGAAGCAGUAUCGUCAAGAGGAAAGCAUUUGGGCCUUUUCUGGAAACACAAAUGCAGACAGUGUCGUGUACUAUAAGCUUCAGCAUUCUAUUAAAGCAAGAUUUCUCCGUUUCGUACCUUUGGACUGGAAUCCAAAUGGCAGAAUUGGAAUGCGCAUUGAAGUGUAUGGAUGCACAUAUAGGUCUGAGGUGGUUGGCUUUGAUGGGAAAAGUUGUCUAAUUUACACAUUUAAUAAAAAACUCAUUAAUGCACUGAAAGAUGUGAUUUCUCUGAAGUUUAAGACAAUGCAAAGUGAUGGAAUUCUCCUCCACAGAGAAGGACAAAAUGGAGACCACAUCACCAUGGAAUUAACUAAAGGGAAGCUGUCCCUACUCAUUAAUUUAGGUGAUACUAAAACUCAUCCUUCUAAUGCCCAAGUUAAUAUUACGCUGGGCAGCCUUUUGGAUGAUCAACACUGGCAUUCUGUUCUCAUUGAGCAUUUUAACAAUCAAGUAAACUUUACAGUGGAUAAACACACUCAUCAUUUUCAUGCAAAAGGAGAAUUCAGUUAUUUGGACCUUGAUUAUGAGCUCAGCUUUGGAGGGAUCCCAGUGCCUGGAAAAUCAGGGACAUUAUCACGCAGGAACUUUCAUGGGUGUUUUGAAAAUAUUUAUUAUAAUGGAGUGAACAUUAUUGACCUGGCCAGGAGGCAUAAAUCUCAGAUCUACAUUGUGGGCAAUAUGUCUUUCUCGUGUUUAGAGCCACAGGUGGUUCCUGUUACAUUUCUGAGCUCCAGCAGUUUUCUGGCACUGCCAGGCACAUCAGAGCAAGAUGAAGUAUUUGUCAGUUUUCAGUUUCGCACUUGGAACAAGGAAGGACUUCUAUUAUCCAGUAAACUGCACCAGUCUUCAGGUGGAUUCCUCUUAUAUUUGAGUGAUGGCAGAGUCAAAAUCAAUCUUCAUAAAACAGGAAGAGUAAUGAGUGACAUUGCUGCAGGUGCUGGAUUAAAUAAUGGCCAGUGGCAUUCUGUAUCUCUCUCUAUCAAAAGGAAUCGUAUCAGUUUAAGAGUGGACAAUGAUGUGACUUCAUCUGCUCAUGCCUUCAUACCUCUGCAGAUUUAUUCAGAUGUGUUCUACUUUGGAGGCUGUCCUAGCAAUGGAAACACUUCUGAAUGUAAUACCUCAUUUGGUGGUUUUCAAGGAUGCAUGCGACUUAUUUCCAUUGGUAACAAAGCAGUGGAUAUGAUCUCUAUUCAGCAAAACAGUUUUGGCAAUUUCAGUGAUCUUCAGAUAGAUUUAUGUGGCAUUACAGACAGGUGUUUGCCUAAUUACUGUGAACACGGUGGUGAGUGCUCACAGUCCUGGAACAGUUUCCACUGCAACUGUGCCAAUACUGGUUACAAGGGAGCUACUUGUCACUAUCCCAUCUAUGAGCAAUCAUGUGAAGCCUAUAAGCACAGAGGGAACACUUCAGGCUUUUACAAUAUUGAUUCAGAUGGAAGUGGCCCCUUGGGACCAUUUCUCGUAUACUGCAAUAUGACAGAUGCAACGUGGACAAUUAUACAGCAUAACAGCACCAACCUAACCAGAGUUAAAAGUGCUAAUCGAGAGAACCCACACACUGUGUUUUUCAAGUAUUCUGCCAGCCUAGACCAGCUUCAGGCUACAAUAAACCUUGCAGAUCACUGUGAACAAGAGCUUGCUUACUACUGCAAAAAAUCAAGGCUUUUAGAUAAAUCAGAUGGGAUGCCACUGAGCUGGUGGAUUGGAAGAAGAAAUGAAACUCAUACUUACUGGGGAGGUUCCUUGCCUGCUGUACAAAAAUGUGCAUGUGGACUGGAGGGAAGCUGCAUUGAUUCCCAGCAUUACUGCAACUGUGAUGCGGACAGGGAUGAAUGGACUAAUGAUACUGGCUUCCUCUCCUACAAGGACCAUCUACCAGUAACUGAAAUUGUGAUCACAGAUACUGACAGACCAAACUCAGAAGCUGCUUACAAACUGGGGCCUUUGCUUUGCCGUGGUGAUAGAACAUUUUGGAAUUCAGCUUCCUUCAACACAGAGACGUCCUACCUGCAUUUCCCCACCUUCCAUGGAGAACUUAGUGCAGAUGUCUCAUUUUUCUUUAAAACUACUGCUUCCUCAGGAGUGUUUUUAGAGAACCUGGGAAUUCAAGAUUUCAUAAGGAUAGAGUUGCAGUCUCCAUCUGAAGUGGUUUUUUCCUUUGACGUGGGAAAUGGACCUAGCGAAGUCAUAGUGCAAUCACGCCAUUCCUUAAAUGACAACCAGUGGCAUUAUGUGAAGGCUGAACGAAAUGUCAAAGAGGCUUCCUUACAAAUAGAUCAGCUUCCUCAAAGAUCUCACAGUGCUCCACCUGAUGGACAUAUUCGCUUGCAGCUCAACAGCCAGCUUUUUGUAGGUGGAACAGCAUCCAGGCAGAAGGGAUUUUUGGGAUGCAUUCGUUCAUUACGGUUGAAUGGAAUGGCCCUUGAUCUGGAAGAGAGAGCAAAGAUAACACCAGGAGUUGAACCAGGCUGUCCUGGACAUUGUAGCAGCUAUGGUAACCUGUGUCACAAUGGUGGAAAAUGUAGAGAGAAAUACAGUGGAUUUUCCUGUGACUGCAGUUUCUCAGCCUAUGCUGGUCCAUUCUGCAAGAAAGAGAUCUCUGCCUACUUUUGGACUGGCACUUCUGUGACAUAUAACUUUCAAGAAUACUACACAUUAGCUAAAAAUUCCAGUUCUCAUGCUUCUUCUUUCUAUGCGGACAUGACAUUGACCCGGGAAGAAAUUACAUUUGCCUUUCGAACAACUCGGACACCAAGCUUACUGCUCUAUGUCAGCUCCUUCUACAAGGAAUACCUCUCGGUCAUUCUCACCAGGAACGGGAGUUUACAGGUUAGGUACAAGUUAGAUAGCCAUCAAGAUCCUGAUGUCUUCAGCAUCACUUUCAAAAGCAUGGCUGAUGGACAACUACAACAUGUGAAGAUUAACAGAGAGGAGGAAAAGCUCUUUGUAGAGGUUAACCAGAAGGAAAGAAUGAAGUUUAUUCUGUCUUCAGGCACAGAAUUCAAUGCAAUCAAGUCUCUCACACUUGGCAAGAUUUUAGAAAACAGCGAUGUAGAUGAGGAGACUAUGAAGGCAAACUCUCAGGGGUUUGUUGGCUGUCUAUCUUCAGUGCAGUUCAACCACAUUGCUCCUUUGAAAGCUGCACUGCACCACAGUAGCUCAGCCCCUGUCAUUGUAAAAGGGCGUUUCACUGAAUCCAACUGUGGUACUUUAACUGGAGCUGACUCAACAUCAAGUGAAACAACCCAUUCAUUUGCAGAUCACUCUGGACCAAUAGAUGAGGGAAAGCCCUUAGCUAAUGCAAUCAGAAGUGACUCUGCAAUUAUUGGAGGUGUGAUAGCAGUUGUCAUAUUCAUCCUACUUUGCAUCACGGCCAUAGCCAUACGCAUUUACAAAAAAAGCAUAUACUCAAAAAAUGAGACAAAAGGAUCUGAAAAUGAAGACAGUGCUGAAUCUGCAUUGAAAAGUGAGCUCAGCAUGCAAAACACAGCCAAUGAAAAUCAAAAGGAAUACUUCUUCUGA